AUGGCGCCAGAGUAUGUAAUGCACGGUAGGGUGUCGCCCAAGAUUGAUGUCUUCAGCUUCGGUGUGUUGGUCCUUGAGAUUGUGACCAGGAGAAGCAACUGCAGUUCUGAUGACCACAGCACUGUCAAUCUCCUUAGUGAUGUCUGGGAUCACUGGUCCAAAGGGACGAUGUUGCAAAUGCUUCACCCAUCGCUGGAUGAGGUUGCUCAAAGCCAGGCGCUACGAUGCAUCCACAUCGGUCUGCUGUGCGUCCAGUCGAAACCUGAGGACAGGCCUGACAUAUCAGUCGUGGUAUUCAUGUUAACCAGGGAUAGCAUGGGGCUCCAGCCGCCGUCACAGCCUGCAUUCUUCUUUGGUAGAGAAUCACCUUCAGCUUUAGGGUCAGAUGCUCGAAGCAGCUAUACAUACGAGCGGUCUGGUUUCAUAUUGGGACAGGGUAUCUCUGUGAAUGAGAUUACACUCAGUGAACUGUACCCUAGAUAG
Messenger RNA from Miscanthus lutarioriparius, 483 nucleotides. The record is from the annotation of a GenBank genome assembly. NCBI's taxonomy places the organism in Eukaryota, Viridiplantae, Streptophyta, Magnoliopsida, Poales, Poaceae.